CCUGACAAUAAGCAGCACUGAAGUUUUGCUUGCUUGCAGAAAGCAGAAGUACAGCACACCUAUCUACAUCAAUUUCAUUUCUUCUAGAAUUUUCUAUAGACCAACAUUAUCUCUGUGAGAUUGAUCGAGGAUGAAAAUGGAAGAACAUAUCUUCUCAGGCCAUACACAGCGGGAAGCAUUGGAGGGAGAGGGAAAAUCUCCUGUCCUUCAACAUGAUAUAGGCUACAAGACCAGAGUUGACUUGGCGGGAGGAAGUAAACCCAGUCAAGCAAUGCCAUUGGGAAGUACUGGGAGCUCCCUCAGAUGGCCAAAUCCACACAGGGUGAAGGAAGAACCGGAAGACUGUUUGGUCCAGCACUGGGAUGCCCGACAGCAGGUGUACCUAAGGACAGUUACUUCCCCUCACACAGAGCUAGGACUCUCACAGCUGCUUGAGGAACCUGCACCCUGGGACGACACAAAGGCCUUCCUGGCCUCCUUUGAGCAAGUGGCUGAGGCGUGCCAUUGGCCCAAAGAAGAGUGGGUAGCCAGACUCUUGCCAGCUCUCUGUGGAGAAGCUGAGCAGGCUUUUAGCAGACUAGAGGCUGGAGACAGAGAGGAUUAUGGAAAAGUGAAGAUGGCCAUCUUGCGAGGGGACUCUCUGCGCAGGGAGAAGCAGCGCCAACACUUCAGAUGUUUCUGCUAUCAGGAGGCUGAGGGCCCAAGAGGAGCGUACGGCCGGCUCCAGGAACUUUGCUGUCAGUGGCUGAAAGCUGAGAGGAACACAAAAGAGCAGAUUUUGGAACUGCUGAUCUUGGAGCAGUUCCUAACCAUCCUGCCAUCAGAGAUCCAGAGCUGGGUCAGGGAGCUUGGCCCAGAGACCUGUUCCCAGGCGGUGGCCCUGGCUGAGGCUUUCCUGCGGAGGCAGCCUGAAGCUGAGAGACAGGAAAGCAAGGUGGAAUUGGCAGUGGCAGGUGUGGAUUUCUGGGAAACAGAUCCAGGUCAGCCAGAUACCGAGGAGGAGAAGCAGUUGUACAGCGAACCCAAGCAGGAAGAUGACAAGGAUGCCUGCCCAGUGGCAGGCCAAGAAUGGAUGACCAGAGAUGAGAGGGAGAGGUGUGUGCCUGAAGAUGGGGAACAAGCAAGACUGCAUGCAGUGUUGAUAUGGAAAGGCGAAGAGAUUCCUUCUUGGCAUUCUGAGUUGGAAAACCCCUCAGUGAGCUGGAAGAGAUCAGAGUUCCACCAGGAAAUCCACCCAGUGGAGGAAGUGAAUGAAUCUUCCCCAUGUGAGAGAAGUUACAAGACCUCCGUUGAAACCACAGUCCAAGUGGGAAGUAACCCUGGCAUCAAACGAAUCUCCAGCAAAUGUUAUAGGAAAAGUUUGAGCCAGUGCUCCAGCAUUUUGAAGAAGACUCACCCAGGAGGAAAAACACAUAAAUGCUUGGUCUGUGGGAAAUACCUCCUCUCUCACUCCAAACUCAUAAUUCACCAGCGAACCCAUACAGGGGAGAAGCCAUAUGAGUGCCCGGACUGUGGGAAAACAUUCCAGUGCAGUUCAGUCCUUUACCGUCAUCAGAGAAUUCACACUGGAGAGAAGCCACACAAAUGCCCCAUCUGUGGGAGACGAUUCAGCAGCAAUUCGAAUCUAAAUCGACAUCAGAGAAUUCACACUGGGGAGAAACCAUACAAGUGUUCUGACUGCGGGAAGAGCUUCAUUCAGAGAGUUAGCCUUGAUAAACACCAUAAGAUCCACACGGCUGGGAAAACCAAGGGGGAUUUCAGUAUGGGCCCUAGUUGAAAGUAACUGAAAAUUUUUACAGGCACUGUUUCUCUUGAGGCACUCAAACCUGAAGAUGGGAGGUAACAUUUCAAUAACUUUCACCAGCUUACUUUCAGCCCUGCUAUGGGCUGAAAUUUGACAGUGUGCAUGUAUAGUGUGGGAGAGAGUUCAUUUUAAAUGAAUCUCUUAGGAAAAGAAGGCUCAAAGUGGAGCUAGCAAUGUGAGCCCUCCAAGAAGCCUCUCUUGGAUUGCUGCCUGUAUUGGCUUAUUUGAAGUGCAAGAAUGGCACUUUGCUUGGUCUCUCUCUAUUCACGAUUCCUCUCAUAGGGAUGCUUAGACUUUGGGAACAGCCUAAUUAAGAGCAGUCUUAGGCAGACAUCACAAUGUCUUUUGCAAAGAACUGCAUCUUGUCGCAGAGAUACACAACAUAAGAACUGCAGGCUGUAUGGUGGGAAAACAUUCGUUUUAUGUUUCUAUUUUAUGUUUAAAAUCUGUGUACUACUUUUCUGUAAUAAAUCACUUCU
Molecule: messenger RNA, 2283 nt
Organism: Eublepharis macularius
Lineage: Eukaryota; Metazoa; Chordata; Lepidosauria; Squamata; Eublepharidae
Product: zinc finger protein 24-like
Exons: 4
Coding region: 131-1777 (548 amino acids)
Biological process (GO): regulation of transcription by RNA polymerase II
Molecular function (GO): DNA-binding transcription factor activity, RNA polymerase II-specific; RNA polymerase II cis-regulatory region sequence-specific DNA binding
Source: RefSeq, a predicted model, not a curated record